Stylonychia lemnae is the source of this 516-nucleotide messenger RNA. The record is from the annotation of a GenBank genome assembly. NCBI's taxonomy places the organism in Eukaryota, Ciliophora, Spirotrichea, Sporadotrichida, Oxytrichidae.
AUGGACAAGAAUCAAACCAAGAAGACUCCAAGCAAGGCUGCAACAGUGAACCUCUAGACUCAGGAUUCCAAUCAAGGAAAGGGUAAGGGCAAAGGAAAGGCUAUGUACUUCCCUCACUCACAAGGAGACAAGGAUCACGCCCCAAUGAAGAUGACUUCUCAUGCUAAGGCAGGACUCUAGUUCUCAGUGUCCAGAGUCGCCAAGUUCAUGAAAUUGGGGAAGUACGCUGACAGAAUCUCAGCUGGAUCUCCCGUUGUACUAGCUGCUGCUAUGCAAUACAUCUGUUCUGAGAUCAUUGAACUUGCUGGCAACAAGGCUGCAGAAGCCAAGACCAAGAGAAUCAAGCCCAGACACAUUAUGCUCGCUAUCAGAGAUGACAUUGAGUUGAACAAGUUACUCGGUAAAGCUGACUUUGCUCAAUGUGGAGCUGUACCUAAGAUCUAUGACUUGCCAAAGAGAGGCGCCAAGGGAAAGAAGGGCUGUGAGGUCAAUGAUGAGGAGAUGGAUGAUGAAUGA